GGUGGUCCAGUGGGAGUGGAGCUACGUCCAGACUCCGUACAUCAUCGCCAUCUGGCUACUGGUGGCCAGCGUGGCCAAGAUCUUGUUCCACUUCUCCCAGCGCUUCAUAACAGUCGUCCCAGAGAGCUGCAUGCUCAUCCUGCUGGGUCUGGUCUUGGGAGGGGUCGUCCUAAUGGCCAGUAAGAAGCAACUGUACCAGCUGGAGCCCGCUCUCUUCUUCCUCUUCCUGCUGCCGACCAUCGUGGGUGACGCCGGCUACUUCAUGCCAGCCCGCCUGUUCUUCGACAACCUGGGUGCCAUCUUGACAUAUGCCGUGGUGGGAACACUGUGGAACGCCUUCUGCACCGGCUUCUGUCUGUACACUGCCAAACUGCUGGGGGUCAUAGAUGAGCGUGUGCAGGCAGACCUGAUGGACUUCCUGUUAUUUGGGGCAUUGAUCUCAGCUGUAGACCCUGUGGCGGUGUUGGCUGUGUUCGAGGAGGUUCAUGUCAAUGACACACUCUUCAUCAUCGUGUUCGGAGAGUCGCUGCUCAAUGAUGCUGUCACCGUGGUUCUAUAUAAAGUCUACAUUUCCUUUGUGGAGGUGGGAGCAGAGAACGUUCACACAGCAGAUUACUUCAAAGGAGUCGCCUCCUUCCUCAUUGUCAGUGUCGGGGGGACUCUGGUGGGUCUGGUAUUUGCCAUAAUCCUGGGCUUCAUCACUCGUUUUACCAAGAAGGUUCGGAUCAUUGAGCCACUCUUCGUCUUCCUGCUGGUCUACCUGGCCUACCUGACCGCUGAGCUCUUCUCCCUGUCUGCCAUUCUGUCCAUGACCUUCUGUGGCAUCGGUGCCAAUAAAUACGUGGAGGCCAACAUUUCCCAGAAGUCUCGGACCACUGUGAAGUACACAAUGAAGACUCUGGCCAGCAUCGCUGAGACCAUCAUCUUCAUCUUCUUGGGGAUCUCAGCUGUGGACAAAUCCAAAUGGGCCUGGGACACUGGCCUGGUGUCCUGCACCCUUGUUUUCAUCUUUGUCUUCAGAGCUGUCGGUGUGAUCGGUCAGACCUGGGUUCUAAACCGCGUCCGUCUCGUCCCAUUGGAAAAGAUCGACCAGGUGGUGAUGUCGUACGGCGGCCUGCGAGGGGCGGUGGCUUUUGCUCUGGUAGUGCUGCUAGAUGGUGAACGGGUCAAAGCCAAAGAUUACUUUGUUGCUACAACGAUUGUGGUUGUCUUCUUCACCGUCAUGUUUCAGGGUCUGACCAUCAAACCUCUGGUGAAGUGGCUCAGAGUUCCUCGCUCCACCAGCAGGAAGUUGACCAUCAACGAGGAGAUCCACGAGAGGGCCUUUGACCACAUCCUGACAGCAGUGGAGGACAUCGCAGGACUGCAGGGAUACCACCACUGGAGAGACAAGUGGGAGCAGUUUGAUAAGAACUACCUGAGUAAGCUGCUGCUGAGGAAGUCUGUGUACAGGAAGAGUGAACUGUGGGAGGCAUAUCAGAAGAUCAACAUCAGGGACGCCAUCAGUGUCAUUGACCAGGGGGGGAAUGUUCUGACCUCAGCCAGACUCUCUCUGCCCUCCAUGGCCAGCAGAGCCUCGUUUCCUGAGGUCACCAACGUCACCAACUACCUGCGUGAGAACGGCAGUGGGGUGUGUCUGGACCUCCAGGUAAUCGAUAAUGUCCCCGGAGCCAAAGUGGAGGAGGACACUGAGACACACCACGUCCUGGCUGAAAACCUGUACAAACCCAGGAGACGGUAUCAGUCCCACUACAGCCGUCACUUCAUGCCUCUGGGGGAGAAGGAGCGCCAGGACCGGGAGGUGUUUCAGAGGAACAUGAGGAGCCGCAUGGAGAAUUUCAAAUCCACCCGAUACAAACACCACAAGAAGGAGCGCAGCUUGAAGAAGCAGAGGAGAGGAUCCGACACCAAGGAUGAUGGCAGCGACAAACCCAGACGCAAUGUCAGCUCGCAGGACAAAGAUCCAAUGCUUGUUCCUGUGGAGCCGCAAGUGGAGAAACCCUUGGACCCUGAGAAGGAGGAAGAUGUCGGGAUCACCUUUGUAGCUCGCAAGGCUGAGACACCAAAGCAACGACCCAAAUCAGUCCCAGCAGCUCUGGAUGGGUGUCAGAGUCCAUCAGCCGUCUCCCCAACACUCAGUAGCGAAGCCAGCCAUCUGCCAUGGAAGGGCAGUGUAGGUUUGCCUCCACCCUGUGUGUCUGUGGAGGCCACAAAGAUAAUCCCCGUGGACCUCCAGCAGGCCUGGAACCAGAGCAUCUCUUCCUUGGAGAGCAUCUCAUCCCCACCUGCCCCUGCUGAGUCUGUGCAUCCCCGUGUGAAUGCCCUCUCCAGAUUGGGAAGAUCCCGGCCCACCUCCUACACUCCGCCAGGCAGCGUGGUGGGCAGCACUUCCUCCAUCGGAGCCCAGGUGUCGCAGGGCUUCUUCCACUACCCUGAGAAGAAGAAGGAGGAGGAAGAGGAGGAGGAGGGGAGCACAUUGCAAGAGAUGCAGCCACUCAUGUCAUCUCUGUGGCCCCCCAGCUCUCUGCCUCCCCUACACCCUCCAGCCAGCUCCGGUCUAGGCUCAGGGAGGACGAGGAAACCCUGUGUGUACCUGAGGAGCCUUGUGAUUCCGCCCCCUCCUGGCGGCAGCGAGCCACACAGUCGGGGCCCCACCCAGCUGUAACAACAGGUCCCAGAUCAGUGACACUUGGGCCACCUGUAGGGCAGAGCAGGAACUGUACUUCACCAAUCAGCAGCGUAAAGGCACCUUCACACAUGCUGACAACCAGCUAUCUGUCAGGCUGUCCAAUAGGAACCCAGCUCACGCAGCUUAGAUGUCCUCUUGUCUGCAGCGUCACAUCCACCCAGAUAGUCCUGUUCACUGUGUCCUAUCCAUAUAGUUUGCAGACCUCAUGUCUGCUUGCAGCUUGGCCUAAUGAUGUCUGAGAGUGAGGUAAAAAAUGUGACCUGUGUGAAGGCUGAAUGUGCCUCCUGUGGUCCGAGCAGAUUUUAAAGCACAUCACCAGCCACUACAUUUCACCAGCUCCUGAAAGUCUAAUAGUGAAGACUUUCAUAUCAAAAGUACUGCUACAAAGAAAUCUUUUUUUCCAGUUUUAUUUCAGACAUUUUUCAGCUUCUGUGUCAGGACUGUCCACAGAUUCAGUUUCUUCCAGCAGCAGCACAGUCAGGCAGGUAUCAGAGCUGUUGUCUCUCGCUCCAUAUGUAAUCAAACAAAUCCUAUUCAUUCUGCAGGAGGUGGCCACUGAUGGAGUGUCCUUUGGGUGAAUUCUGCUUUGUUGUAACUUGGAUCUUGACUUUAUAGUUUGGUCCAUUAUACUUUCAUUCAUAAUAAAAGUACAGUUGUUCA
Monopterus albus (swamp eel) is the source of this 3349-nucleotide messenger RNA. It is a transcript of the gene slc9a5, whose product is annotated as solute carrier family 9 member A5. The record is from RefSeq and is a predicted model, not a curated record. Gene Ontology annotation, cellular component: plasma membrane. The transcript has 16 exons. Gene Ontology annotation, biological process: regulation of intracellular pH; sodium ion import across plasma membrane; proton transmembrane transport. Gene Ontology annotation, molecular function: sodium:proton antiporter activity; potassium:proton antiporter activity. NCBI's taxonomy places the organism in Eukaryota, Metazoa, Chordata, Actinopteri, Synbranchiformes, Synbranchidae. The coding region runs from base 131 to 2665 and encodes 844 amino acids.